UGCGCAGUUAGAGUGCGCUGAGCGGAGGGGGAGGUGGCCGGCUGCUUCUCCCGCGUCCGCCAUCUUGUUGCUGUGGCUCUUGGGAACCGGCUGGGCGAAACCGCCCUGGAGGCGCGACGUUCCUUGAAGUCUUGUGCUUGGUGUAGCAGCGGGGGUCAGUGCAGAGCCGUGGGGGUGCGGAGCCGACGCGUUUCAAGCCAGGAGUGACUGGAGGCACCCCUGGUACGCUGGGAAGUUCGAGAAUCCCGGAGCGGCCUCUGCUGCUGCUCGGUUUUGCCCGCCCCGACCUCGGGCUCUGCCCACCAUUCCCCGAGCCGGCUCCCUCCGUGAGGCGGCCCCGGACCAGGCGAGCGGGGGCAGAGGAUGCUGCGGGCCCGGAGCCAAGUAGAAGGUGCUGGCUGGGCCCACUAAGAGCGCCUCAAGGUGUGCCGAGAGGCCCUUCUUCGGUUCCAAAGCCGUCUGCCGGGUCAAGGCAUCCAGAGCAGGCGAGAGCAGCCGUCGCCCGGACCCGCCCCAGAGCCCCGGCCCAGCACCAUGUCUUCCGCCAGGUUCGACUCCUCAGACCGCUCCGCCUGGUACAUGGGGCCGGUGUCUCGCCAGGAGGCGCAGACCCGGCUCCAGGGCCAGCGUCAUGGCAUGUUCCUAGUCCGUGAUUCCUCCACCUGCCCAGGGGACUAUGUGCUGUCCGUGUCUGAGAACUCCCGGGUCUCCCACUACAUUAUCAACUCGCUGCCCAACCGCCGUUUUAAGAUCGGGGACCAGGAGUUUGACCACUUGCCAGCCCUGCUGGAAUUCUACAAGAUUCAUUACCUGGAUACCACCACCCUAAUCGAGCCCGCGCCCAGGUAUCCAAGCCCAUCAGUGGGAUCUGUAUCAGCACCCAACCUGCCUACAGCAGAAGAAAAUCUGGAAUAUGUACGGACUCUCUAUGAUUUUCCUGGAAAUGAUGCCGAAGACCUGCCCUUUAAAAAGGGUGAGAUUCUGGUGAUAAUAGAGAAGCCUGAGGAACAGUGGUGGAGUGCCCGGAACAAGGACGGCUGGAUUGGGAUGAUUCCCGUCCCUUAUGUUGAAAAGCUUGUGAGAUCCUCACCACAUGGAAAACAUGGAAAUAGGAAUUCCAACAGUUAUGGGAUCCCAGAACCUGCUCAUGCAUAUGCUCAACCUCAAACCACAACUCCUCUACCUGCAGUUUCCAGUACCCCGGGGGCAGCAAUCAACCCUUUGCCAUCCACACAGAAUGGACCUGUCUUUGCAAAAGCAAUCCAGAAAAGAGUACCCUGUGCUUAUGACAAGACUGCCUUGGCAUUGGAGGUUGGUGACAUCGUGAAAGUCACAAGGAUGAAUAUAAAUGGCCAGUGGGAAGGCGAAGUGAAUGGGCGCAAAGGGCUUUUCCCCUUUACGCACGUCAAAAUCAUUGACCCUCAGAACCCAGAUGAAAAUGAGUGAUUGCUGUUGCCCUUUUUCCUGCUGCUUUGUUCUGCCUGUCAUAUUCUCCUUUGAGUCGGAAAGCAUUCUGUCUCAGACAGGUUACACUGCGUUGCCGAUGUCCAGCUUUCUGCAGACUGACAGUCUCAUAAACGUUUGGAAUGCACACAGUGGCUGCUUCGGCAUUUGUAUCAUAGUCGUAUUGUCUAAGAGUAGCCAAUUUUAGAGUUCUUUUGGAUCAUAAACUGGAAAUACUGAUGGAAGCACACAAGUGGAGAGAAGUUGAUAAGGAAAGGAUCUCCCUUCUCAUCACUGCCCUGUUUAUUGUACUUGUGACUGAUUCUGUCAUAUUCAUCAGAGAAAGCUUGAGGCCAUGGUGUGCCAUUGCGUACUGCCGUGCCAUAAAGCAGUGGCUCAAUCACCAUUUUGUUUUUCCUUUGAGGAACGGAGCGAGUGAGCCUUGAGAGGGAAUUCUGUCCUAAACUCCCCAAAUCUGGCUUUUUUUUUUUUUUUUUUUUUCCUUUUUUUGGUUGGUUUUUGGAAGACUUAAUUAGACUUGUGUGUUCUGAACAGGUUUUUAAGUAGCAGGUUGGAUUUUUGUAUUAUCCCAAGAAAUGGCACACGCCUCUGAGCUUCUAAACUGAAGCUGCUGUAACUAAAGGAAUAUGAAAAAAACAACCCUGAAGUGGAGGCCUUUAUUUUCUUGGUUGCCAGCAGUAUCUUGUUUUGCCAUAUAGCAAACAACACACAAAAAAUCUGUCGUGUGCCAAGCUAUUUGGGCAGCCUCUUGGAUUACACUGUUCCCUACAGUAACAGUGUGGAAGGUGCUUUGGGGGAAACCUUUGCUUACUUUGUUUGCCAGUGACAGGAGCAUUGUGGGGGGCACGUGGCCAGUUUUCUGUCCAGUGUUUCAGAGAAUGUACUCCUUUAAAGUAUAGUACUUAAGUUUCUUUAAAAAGUAAGGUGGUUUCAUAGAAUCAUUGAAUUCAUUAAUGAACCUUUAAAUUUCACUCCCUGAAGCCAAGUCCUCUGCCCCAACCCAGGCUGCCAGAGAAAGAUGGUGCUGUUAAUACUGGUCCCACCGUCUAUGUGACCAUGAUACUCCCAAGCACAGAAAAUGCAGGCUCUGGAAAUUGGUUAAUGCAGUUGAUGUCUAAUGUUUUUGUGACUAGGGAGAACCAUUAACCAAUUUACCAUUAACCAUUUACCAGUUUGAUGUUAAAGUUUCCCUGUUAGCGGAAAGAGAUACCUGUUCAUACAAGCCAGCUGGUACAAAUGUGUGACUGAGCGUUCAUUUGCUGGCUAUAGCAGACUAGAAUUCUGGAACCUUCAUGCAUUUCAGUCCACUCUCCCUUCUGGACAUUGAUGAAGACAGGCCUCAGCUCAGAGUGAAUACAGCAGACCUAGAGAUGUAGCAACAACCUGAUGAGCAGCUCUGUGUCAUUUACUGAGCAUCUGCUAUAAUCAUGGCCCUGUUUCCUAAAGGGUCGUAAGUUUUGAGGGUUAAGAGCAAUAUAUUCUGGUGACAGAACCAGCAAAAUAACAAUUUUUUAAUUUCUUUUUAAAUUAUUCUGUCAGGCAGGUAACUGCCAUGUGAAAGAAUCUUGAGAGUGCUCAUGUGUGACACAAUGGUCAGUUAGAAAAAAAUAUCACUGUGGCUGCCCAUCUGUCAUUUUCUUGAAAAAGACAGCAGUUGGCUCUUCCCAUCAGAACUUUGGCCACCUCUGGUUCUGAAGGUGCCAGCCCAUUACAGUUGCCUUUUGUUUAGAGUUCAGGCCCACCUUAACACCCACAACAAAUAACACGUAUAUAGCAGGAUCCUCACACUCUGCCUGGAAAUAGCACUUGCCUUUUGGCCAAUGACCCAGUACUUAAGGGGGCGUAUCUAGCAGAAGGUGGAAUGUGUGCCUUGUUCAUGGAGAGCAUAAACCUUCAGGCUUUUUUAAACCAAAUUUAGCUGAGGGGCUUGGCACCUUUUAUGACAAUAGUUGGUUUCAAAUAUAAGAAGGAAAUGACCACUUUGGAAAGCAAGGUUUCUUUUCAGUCAUAUCUACUGACUAAUAUAGCAGGACUCACAUCAUGUGGAGCACUUCGGAAUCAACACCCACAACCUAGGUUUGGCUUCAGAGUGAGUCUGCUCAUCACUUCAGCCCAUAUGCAUGUCUUCAGCACUACCCAGGAGACUCAAGAGUCUAAAGUAAGGUGAGCCUUGAGUUCUAAACUCUCAAGAUAUGUGCCAAAAGUAGUACCUUUCCGACUUGGAACCUUAUUAGUUUUUUUUAACAGGCAGGGAAAUUCUCCUUUUCACACUAAAUACACAAAAAAUGCCACCCUUGCCUUGGCUUCAUGCCUGGGUUCCCCCAGCAGUCUGGGAAGACUCUGCUUCAGAAAGCGAUACAAAUCUUCAGAGGAGCUGCCUUCCCUCCUGGGUGCACUUCCCUUAUAGGACUGUUCGUUAUUGCUGCUGGCUCUGCUCUACUGUUUGUCAUUUAAGAAAGUACUUGGAUGUUAACCCAGGAAGUGAACAAAUUAUGUACUAAAGGGCAUUGACAGUUUGAUUCAAAAUUUAUCCUGGGAAGGACCUCCAACACAGGAAUCAUUCUUGUUAUUUCUGCAUGGCAUGGUACCACCUGAUAACAUGGUUAACAAAGAGGAGGAAGCAUUGACUGGCUGCCAUUUGACAACGUUGGUCACCCAGAAGAUACCUUCUGCGCUCAUUGUUAGAAGACUGAAAGGAGGGAAGGACAGCUGCUCCCGCCUUGGAGCUCAAGCAUCCCUGGCACUGUGCUAACGAUCUUUUACAGCUGUUUACAGACAAGGCGGGCCGGGACAGACAGCCACUGCUCUUGUAAUGUUUGCUCAGAGGAAACAUGAACAUUUUAUUUUUGAAAAGGGAUGAUGUGUUUUUGUGCCAGGUGUUUUUAAUUUAAUCCUUUAAUAAUAAGUUCAUUAACCUCUUAAAAUGAGUGGAUUUCUUGUUUUAACACAGCACCUAAGACUAAUGCUUUCUGUGGACACCACUGAGCUCUGCCUCAAACUCCACCCUCUGAGACCAGAGACCAAUGUCCCUGGUAACUGCUGUCAGUGUGGACACUGAGCUAGUUGUAUAUUCUAAAGGAGUAGAAGGACAGUUCUCUGAGACAGGGUCGUUGUCUCUGCAGGAGGAACAGUGGCCUUGCUUCUAGACGGUCUUCACUGUGUGUUUUAAAACAACAAAAACAACACAAAACUCUUUUGACCUGUAACUUAAGAUCGUAAACUUUAGGCAAUAAUAUUUUCUGUGUAAGCUUUUAAAAUUAUUUUUUGGGAUCAUAGCUUGUUUUAUUUUGUGCUAUAAAAUUAACAGUAUUAAAUGACUUAUAUUCUUAGAAUACAUCGAGUGUCUUUUCUUAACAGAUUAGUGCCUUUUUAUUUUUGUAUCCCAUUUUACGUUACUGGUCCUGGCAUCAGAACCCUUGUUUCCAUGGCCUGUUUGUACAUUGUUUCAAUAAAACUUGCAUCAGCUGGUG
Pteropus alecto (black flying fox) is the source of this 4934-nucleotide messenger RNA. RefSeq names its product CRK like proto-oncogene, adaptor protein (gene CRKL). NCBI's taxonomy places the organism in Eukaryota, Metazoa, Chordata, Mammalia, Chiroptera, Pteropodidae. Gene Ontology annotation, molecular function: protein binding. Gene Ontology annotation, biological process: positive regulation of ERK1 and ERK2 cascade. The record is from RefSeq and is a predicted model, not a curated record. The coding region runs from base 535 to 1446 and encodes 303 amino acids. The transcript has 3 exons.